Ananas comosus (pineapple) is the source of this 1737-nucleotide messenger RNA. RefSeq lists its product as uncharacterized. The transcript has 4 exons. The record is from RefSeq and is a predicted model, not a curated record. Lineage: Eukaryota; Viridiplantae; Streptophyta; Magnoliopsida; Poales; Bromeliaceae. Bases 805 to 1449 code for a protein of 214 amino acids.
GGAGCGGCGGCGGCGGCGGCGCCCCACGGCGGAGGAGGUGAUCGCGAGGCUGAGGGACGAUGGCGACUUCGACUCGCUCCGCCUCAGAAUCACCCGCAAGGUCAAGGAGAAUAACUGAGUUUAGUUUCCUAAAUGCAAAAAAGGGUAUUGGUGAUGCGUGGGCCACAUGUUCGUCUAACAAAUGUGAAUCUAAUGAUCAAGCGAGUCGGAGAGGGAAUUGAAUACAGCUUGUGGUGAUCAAAUGCGAAGUCCACUUGGGGAGGGAAGAAGCUUGUGCACUUGAGAACCAAAGAAAGACGAUAUAUCUUUUAUUAAAGAGAAAUCCAAAGUGCAGGAGAAGGGAUUGAACUAUUAUCCCGCCGAUCGACUUUAGAAAGAUGGCUAAUCUAACAUGGACAGUUGUGAUUGAGGCGGAUUUCGGGAUGCAAUGUUGGUGAGGGUGUGAAUCAGGCAACGACAGAGAUGCAGACGAGCCCCAACUUUGCGGUGGUGGAGGUGGAACCAGUGUGAAGCACGACAGCAUGACCAUAGGAGGAAGGAGACUACAUUACUUCUAAGAUUACAUUCUCCCUAUCUUAAAGUUACACUAGCAUUACUCCUAGGAUAGAGUAAACUGAUUGGUGUUAUCCUUUAUGAGUGUGCCACUUAUCGAACAGCUGGGACGAUUACUGGAGCAGCCAUGUCUACGAGUGCAUCUGGAUGAGCCUGUUGCUCUCCUGCUACCAUAUAAAAUUGGCACCUAAUAGUUCGGGUUCAUCAUUUAUUCGCCUCAUCAAUCUUCAGUUCGAGGGCUAAGAUUGUGCCAUGCCCUCAAGCCUCAAACUGGAACUCACAGGCCAUUCUUCGGUGUCGACACUAACAAAGGCAAGAACUCCUCAUGAGGAAGAACUGCGGAACAGCAUAUUGGCAGAGGUUAAGCAAUCGGUGGUACUAAAUGAAGAAGGCUCUGAAAAACUGAAAAUGAGAGAGCUUUCAGAUGCUAUAUAUCAAGAGCUUGGGAGCAAAAUUAUGGGCCAAAUUUCCGAUGAGGUGUGGAACAUUAUAAAGUCAAGCGAGACAGAGAUCAGACAAACAGUGGAACUGGUCUACAAUAGGUUAGUGAAUCCAGAGGAGAACAUAGAAAAGAAAGAAGCUCAUGCUUCUCCACGAAAAAAGCACCGAAUCAGUGACCAAGAGAAUCACGAUUCACCGGCAAAACCUUCUAAUUGUGAACCAAAUGUUUUGGAUGAGAAUGAACUAAAUGAACCGCCGGGAUUCGUUCCAAGUGUUCAGCAUAGUGGCACGAAUCGUAAAUCAGAGAGCCCGCGGCUUCUUCAUGAGGAGAAGCCACGAUUACAUGAGGAGGAGAUGGUUGAUCCGCCACCUGGCUUCAGUCCUUGUAGUGAUCAGAGUGCUUUACCCAGAGGUGUCAUCGAUGAGGAUCCGGAUGUUCCUCCUGGAUUUGGGUGACAAAUUGGAUGAACUGUUACUAAUUUAGGUUAAUCUGCGCUAACUUGAAGCGAAUUUGCGAAACAGUCUUGCAAUAUUUGUACAUAAUGCAUUGGAGAAAAGCGAGUUUCUUCUUAUUGUUUUUGCUUUCGUAUGGCUGCUCAAUUUGUUUCAAGAACUGAGGGUUGCAGGCUUUAUAGCCAUUUUUGUAGCGACUUACUCUGGUCGUAAUCUUACACCGUUAUAACUUAUGAAAUUUAUAUGAUUGUUCUAUGCUGAAUGUUAUCACCAUCCUCCGACUUGUUUCCA